GUGUGUGUGUGUGUGUGUGUGUGAGAUAGAGAAUGGCCCCAAGGCCAUCUUCAGGUGAGUUAUGGGGUCUACACCUGAUGCCCCCCCGUAUUUUGGUGGAUUGCUGUUUACCCAACGGGAUGCUCGUCAGUCUGGAGUGUUUACGUGAAGCUCCACUCAUCAGCAUCAAACAGCAGCUAUUUACAGAGGCCCGCAAAUACCCCCUCUACCACCUCCUGCAGGAGGAGUCAUGUUACAUCUUUGUGGGUGUGACCCAGGAGGCAGAGAGGGAGGAGUUUUAUGAUGAAACACGGCGACUGUGUGACCUUCGACUUUUCCAUCCUAUCCUGAAGGUCAUCGAACCGCUUGGUAACCGAGAAGAGAAGAUCCUCAACCGUGAGAUUGGAUUUGCUAUAGGAAUGCCGAUCUGUGAGUUUGAGCUGGUGAAGGACUCGGAGGUGCAGGACUUCAGGAGGAGCAUCCUGAGUGUGUGUAGGGAGGCAAUGGAGGAGCGUGAGGGAGGAGGACCACACACACACGCUCUGUACGUUUACCCCCCCAGCGUGGAGUCAUCACCACAACUACCACAACACAUCUAUGCCAAACUCGACAAAGGGCGUUUGAUUGUAACCAUCUGGGUGGUGGUGUCUCCGUCUAAUGCCAAGCAGAAGUACACGCUGAAGAUCGCUCACGACUGUGUGCCAGAGCAACUGAUCGCUGAGGCCAUCAGAAAGAAGACACGCAGUAUGCACCUGUCGGCCCAGCAGCUCCGCCUGUGUGUGCAGGAGUAUCAGGGACAGUAUAUCCUCAAGGUGUGUGGCUGUGAUGAGUACCUGCUGGAGAAGUACCCGCUCAGCCAGUACAAGUACAUCCGCAGUUGUAUCAUUGUGGGGAAGCUGCCACACCUCAUGUUGGUCAGUAAGGACAGUGUGUAUGAUCAGUUGCCAUGCAGUGGCUUCGUCACUCCGUCAUACAGCCGUCGGACGCCCCAGCCGAGCCCAAGCCCUGGAGGGGGCGACCCCACUAACCCCCGCUCACUCUGGACCUUCAAUGCUCACACUCCACUCCGCAUCAGACUCAUCUGCGCCACCUACGUCAAUGUCAAUAUCCGAGACAUAGACAAGAUCUAUGUGAGGACUGGUAUAUAUCAUGGAGGAGAGCCUUUAUGUGACAAUGUCAACACACAGAGAGUUCCAUGUUCCAACCCCCGGUGGAACGAGUGGCUAAUGUAUGAUAUUACUUUGACUGAUCUCCCACGUGCUGCUCGUCUCUGUCUCUCCAUUUGUUCCGUCAAGGGUCGCAAGGGGGCUAAAGAGGAGCACUGUCCUCUGGCGUGGGGCAAUGUUAAUCUGUUUGAUUAUAAAGACACACUGGUCAGUGGUAAAGUGGCUCUGAGUCUGUGGCCUGUUCCACAUGGACUAGAGGAUCUGCUCAAUCCCAUUGGUGUGGCAGGAUCCAACCCCAACAAGGAGACUCCGUGUGUAGAGUUGGAGUUUCCCUCUUUUAAUCACACAGUGGUUUUUCCGGAUGAACAGCAGAUUGAGGAACAUGCUAACUGGAUCAUCUCCCGAGAGCUGGGAUACAACUACUCCCUCAGCCUGAGUAAUCGGUUGGUAUGUGACAGCUCUAUCUCUCAGGCGGAAGCUGAACAACUUCGUGCUCUCUGCAACCGAGACCCACUUUAUGAGCUCUCAGAGCAGGAGAAAGACUUUCUAUGGAGACAUCGACAUUACUGUGUGAAUAUUCCAGAAUGUCUUCCCAAACUGCUUUUGUCUGUCAAAUGGAACUCACGGGAUGAGGUGUCCCAGAUGUAUUGUCUGCUCCGUGAUUGGCCCCUUAUGCAGCCUGAGUCAGCUCUGGAGUUGUUGGACUGUAAUUUUCCUGACCCGAUGGUGAGAGAGUUUGCUCUGCAGUGCCUUAUGCAGGGACUCACUGAUGACAAGAUUAGUCAGUACCUACUACAGCUCGUUCAGGUUCUAAAGUAUGAGAUGUAUCUGGAUAAUCCACUGGCUCGGUUCCUCAUUAAAAAAGCUCUGACCAAUCAGAGGAUAGGACACUUCUUCUUCUGGCACCUGAAGUCAGAGAUGCACAAUAAGACAGUGUCUCGACGGUUUGGUUUGCUGUUAGAAGCGUUCUGCAGGUCAUGUGGGAUUUACCUGAAACACCUAAACAGACAGGUUGAAGCCAUGGACAAGCUGGUGAACAUCACUGACAUGCUGAAACAUGAAAAGAAGGAUGAGACGCAGAAGACCCAGAUGAAGUUUCUGGUUGAACACAUGUCCCGUCCCGAUUACAUGGAGGCUCUGCAGGGAUUUGUCUCUCCUCUGAAUCCUGUACACCAACUGGGUAACCUCAGGUUGGAGGAGUGCAGGAUCAUGUCUUCAGCAAAGCGUCCUCUUUGGCUGAACUGGGAGAAUCCUGACAUCAUGAGUGAACUUCUCUUCACCAACAACGAGAUUAUCUUUAAAAAUGGAGAUGACCUGAGGCAGGACAUGCUGACACUACAGAUCAUCAGGAUCAUGGAGAGCAUUUGGCAGAAUCAGGGACUCGACCUGCGGAUGUUGCCGUACGGGUGUCUCUCUAUUGGGGACUGUGUGGGUCUGAUUGAGGUGGUGAGGAACUCCUUCACUAUAAUGCAGAUUCAGUGUAAAGGAGGCCUGAAGGGGGCACUACAGUUUAACAGUAACACACUGCACCACUGGAUCAGAGAGAAGAACAAGGGGGAGAAUUAUGACAGUGCGAUCGAUCUGUUCACUCGUUCGUGUGCUGGUUACUGUGUAGCCACGUUUAUCCUUGGAAUUGGAGACAGACACAACAGCAACAUCAUGGUCAAAGAGAAUGGACAGCUGUUCCAUAUAGACUUUGGACAUUUUCUGGACCAUAAGAAGAAGAAGUUUGGUUAUAAGCGUGAGCGUGUCCCCUUCGUCCUCACACAGGAUUUCCUCAUCGUCAUCAGCAAAGGAGUGCCGGAGUGUACCAAGACCAAGGAGUUUGAGAGGUUUCAGGAGAUGUGUUACAAAGCAUACCUGGCGAUCCGUCAGCACGCAUGUCUUUUUAUUAACCUGUUCUCAUUGUUACUGGGCUGUGGGAUGCCCGAGCUGCAGAGCUUCGACGACAUCUCCUACCUGAGGAAAACCCUUGCUCUGGAGAAGAGCCAGCAGGAGGCGCUGGAGUACUUCACCAAGCAGAUGAACGAUGCCCACCAUGGCGGCUGGACCACCAAGAUGGACUGGAUCUUCCACACUAUCCGGCACAUGCCCAAUGAGCACUGACACACACACACACACACACGCACACUUCAAAACUGCUCUGGAGAUCUGCAGGAAAACUGAUGAAUCUCAGAACAGCUUCAUGAGGUAAAUGCAAAGACUAUUAUACAAUGGUUAGAGCCUUUGAUGCAUAUUUAUUAUAUAUAAGGGCACACGCAAGCGCACACACACGUGCGUGCACACGCACUCGUGCGUGCACACGCACACAUGCGCACGCACACACACACAUGUACACACACACAUGUACACACAGACAUGCACUAUUUUCUGCACUAAUAUAUUUACAGCACUGCACUAAGUAGAGAUGAAAAAAGUCACAACAGUAUUACAGAAGAACUGGACAUUCACAGUAAUUAUGCCCCCCCCCCCCCCCCCCCCCCCACACACACACACACACAGAUAUACACCUGCACUAUGUAGGGAUCAUAAAUAGUGAGUGUAAUAAGUGAUAAGCUCUAAAAUUCACACUUGAAGUUUAUCUUCCUUUUUACUGAAGUUGACAUGCAAAAAGAUCUUUUACAAUCAGCUACAACUAAGACUGCACUACAGGUCCUCAGGGUUACACAAGGGUCAAAGGUGAAGCUUUGGUGCAAAAAUUGAGACCAAAAUCCACCUCCAGCACACAUGCCCCAUAAUGCACUGCAAACCUGAAAAACCUGAUACGCUUGAGUAGCACGAUCACAAGGAUGUGAUAGUCUUCCUCAGUAAACUCUUACUUCUUUUAGGAACAAUGCAACGUUAAUGUUCGUGUGAAAGAGAUUUAAAACCAGUGUCACUGUGAAAGCAAUCCGAUCCUCUGACCAGCUCAGAACAUGCGCUGAACAAUCGAACAUAUCGAUCAAUCAUCCUGUAUGAAGCCUCAACUAGCUCAGAAUUCAUCCUUCUUUCCCAAUGAUGCUGAAAUAAAAUAUGAACUCUACAUGAUGAUUUGUUUAUAUUGCUCCCAGACUCUAAUCCUCAUUCUUAAACAGAUGAAAUAAACGUUCUACUUAAAAUUAAAUAAAUACAAUCAAUUUAAAUACCUAAUUUAUCUACAUCAGAAAGUCACUGUUGCAAAAGAGAAAUAAAAUGAUAGUUGUUAUUGUAUUUGACAUAAAUCAGUAUUUCACACCUGUACACUACAGUCAUAUUUGCACAGUUUGUAAGGAAUAACUCAGGUGUAGAAUGAAUAAAAUGUCCUACAAUCAAACUUAUUGCUGAAUCGAUCAUCGCUCUUAUAUUGAAGCUUCAGUUCUUUUCCUCUCUAAACGUUGGUACUUUUACCCCAACCCCAACAUAUAGAACUAUAUGUUAAGAAGCUAACUCUGUUUUUCUUUAUCAAAAUACAAAGAUGUGGGGAAACAAAUCAUUUAACAUCAGCAUCUCAAUUGAUCAUGUCAUGAAUUCAGUGUUCAGUGUUUAAAUGUGAUGUUAAUUCUCUUACUUCCAGCACAUUCGGACUUUAGUGAUCAUGCUUAUUAAAGCUUUAAUUUAAAUUUUUUCUAAAUUACAACUUAGAACUAAAAAUCAUUCAAAUAAAUCCUGAACAAUCAACUGA
Tachysurus vachellii is the source of this 4785-nucleotide messenger RNA. RefSeq lists its product as uncharacterized. Gene Ontology annotation, molecular function: 1-phosphatidylinositol-4-phosphate 3-kinase activity; 1-phosphatidylinositol-3-kinase activity. NCBI's taxonomy places the organism in Eukaryota, Metazoa, Chordata, Actinopteri, Siluriformes, Bagridae. Gene Ontology annotation, biological process: phosphatidylinositol-3-phosphate biosynthetic process; cell migration; phosphatidylinositol 3-kinase/protein kinase B signal transduction. Gene Ontology annotation, cellular component: phosphatidylinositol 3-kinase complex, class IB; cytoplasm; plasma membrane. The transcript has 21 exons. Bases 33 to 3251 code for a protein of 1072 amino acids. The record is from RefSeq and is a predicted model, not a curated record.